GCUCAGGCGAUGCUGGCGGUCGCCUGCGGGGGGUCCUUCCCGGCCCAUAUCCCGGAAGGCGGCGCGCGGGGUUCUCCCUUUUGCCGCCAUCUUGGUUCGCGGCCGUGGGGGCCUGCUGGGACCUGGGCUUCAGGAGGACACCAUGACCGGGAGGCUGUGGUGCAAGGCCAUUUUUGCUGGCUACAAACGUGGUCUCCGAAACCAGCGGGAGCACACUGCCCUUCUGAAAAUUGAAGGUGUUUAUGCCCGUCAGGAGACAGAUUUCUACUUGGGCAAGAGGUGUGCCUAUGUAUACAAAGCUAAAAACAACACUGUAACCCCCGGUGGCAAGCCCAACAGGACACGAGUGAUCUGGGGGAAGGUAACCCGCGCCCAUGGGAACAGCGGCAUGGUUCGUGCCAAGUUCCGCUCCAACCUUCCUGCCAAGGCCAUUGGACACAGAAUCCGGGUGAUGCUGUAUCCAUCUAGGAUCUAAAUUUUUAUUUGAAAUAAAAUGGAGAAUCUGUUUAA
Molecule: messenger RNA, 510 nt
Organism: Grus americana (Whooping crane)
Lineage: Eukaryota; Metazoa; Chordata; Aves; Gruiformes; Gruidae
Gene: RPL35A
Product: ribosomal protein L35a
Exons: 5
Coding region: 143-475 (110 amino acids)
Biological process (GO): cytoplasmic translation; ribosomal large subunit biogenesis
Cellular component (GO): ribosome; cytosolic large ribosomal subunit
Molecular function (GO): structural constituent of ribosome
Source: RefSeq, a predicted model, not a curated record